Molecule: messenger RNA, 1401 nt
Organism: Stylonychia lemnae
Lineage: Eukaryota; Ciliophora; Spirotrichea; Sporadotrichida; Oxytrichidae
Source: the annotation of a GenBank genome assembly
AUGGCAAUCAUUACAGAGAAUGCAAGUUUCAAAACCAGAAGGUCAGGUUUUAAUCUUCAAAUCCAAUAUGAUAUUGGAGAUGUUAUCGGACAAAGCUCUGAGAUUUCUGAAACUAGAUUAUGUCAAAAGAAGCAAGGACAAAAGGAAACAAGGAUUCUCAAGAUUAUUAAGAGAUAACCAGCAAUGGACUUGAAAAGACUCAACAAAAUACUGAGCGAUAUACUCAACCAGAGUCACCCAGGACUUCUUAAAACUGAAGAUAUAUUCUAUGAUGAUACAAAUCUCUACAUUGUGCAGCAAUAAGCAGUGCAAGGGGAUCUAUUCAAAGUCCUUGAAGCUAAACCAACCUUCAUUGAGGCUGAUGUUGUUGAGAUUCUUCAUUAAUUACUUGGAAUCCUAUCCUACAAGCAUGAUAGUAAUGUCGCUAUUAAGAAUAUGAAACCUUCAAAUAUUUUAUUCCACACUGGUAUGAAAGAGGGUGAAAAGAUUCACAUCUCUUUGGCAGAUGUUGGCCUAGCUGAUAUCAAUAGAAGCGGAGAUCCAUACUUCACAGAUUAUAAGUAGCAUAUGUCCCCAGAGUUAGUAUAUGGCUAAUUAGAUCAAUUGGGAUGUAAAACAGAUAUUUGGUCUUUAGGAACUAUUUUGUAUUUUAUGAUUACUCUAAGAACUGUAAAUAUCUACAAUGGCCUAAACAAGGAAAGUCAGAAUUUGUUUAAGGCUGUAGAUGAAAACUUCGGUUUUGAGGAGCAUAACUGGAACAAUAUUAGUGAUGAAUUGAAGGAUUUAAUUAAGAGUUGCUUGAGAGUCCAGGCUGACUAAAGACCAAGUGCCUAGGAUUUGCUUAAGAAUCCUAUUUUCACUUAAAAGAAUGUGGCUAAAGAGGGACUUUUAAAUCAAGGUGAAAAUGCAGACCUGCUUAAAGACAUUCAUGAAGAACUUACUAAGUAUAAGAAUGCAAAUUAACUCAAGCAAAUUGUAUUGAGAUUCGUUUCACAGCAAGAUACAUAGUAUAGCAAUGAGGAUAAAACUAGAGAACUAUUCUCAAUUUUGGAAGCAGAAAAUAAGGGUUUUAUCAGAAAGAGGAACCUAGUUGAUAUGCUUUCAUCACAAUAUGGAGUAGUUGCUGCAACAAAGAUAGUCGAUGCAGUAGAUGGAGACAAGGAUGGAAAAAUCUCUUAUGAUGAAUUCAGAGCUGCAAUGGACAAAGAUGGGAAAUUGUCAAAUUAGGAAUUAAUGGAUGGGCUGAUUCUAGGUUCUGAAAUCUUUACUAGAUAUAAGAAUGAAUUUUAGGCUAUGGCCAGUGAGGUUCUCUAGAAGUUCGAUGAUAAUAAAGACGGGGAACUAGAUAAAAAGGAAUUUAGGAAUUAUAUAAUGGAUCAUUUCCAAGCAAAGACUAAGUGA